UCUGGCAGCUGUCAAAUGUCAGAUGCAGCGGGCUCGACUUCCUCUUUCUCUUUUCCGAUACGUUCGCGGUCGUGUAAAUUUGUGUUUGCAAAUCAAUCCUAGCCAUGGUGCGUAUGAACGUAUUGGCCGAUGCCCUUAAAUGCAUCAACAACGCCGAGAAGCGUGGCAAGCGCCAGGUGCUGCUGCGUCCCUGCUCCAAGGUGAUCAUCAAGUUCCUGACUGUGAUGAUGAAGCACGGCUAUAUCGGCGAGUUCGAGAUUGUCGAUGACCAUCGGUCUGGCAAGAUCGUGGUGAACCUCACCGGACGCCUCAACAAAUGUGGCGUCAUCUCGCCACGGUUCGAUGUGCCCAUCAACGACAUUGAGAAGUGGACCAACAAUCUGCUGCCCUCCCGUCAGUUCGGCUACGUCGUUUUGACCACCUCGGGCGGUAUCAUGGAUCACGAGGAGGCCAGGAGAAAACAUUUGGGAGGCAAGAUCCUCGGCUUCUUCUUCUAAGCGAAGGAACCGGCGUCGUCUACAACCUAAUGCUAAAGCGUAUGUGUGGGAGUUGAUAUGUAGAAUGUUGUUUUAUUUCACACGAGCCUAGGGCCGAGGAGGAUUUCAUUCAAGCAUAAAGUAGUUGCAACAAAACUGAAUGUUCACAGAGUUAACGCGAAAUAAAAUGAUUUGAUACAUAUUAAUAUUAA
Molecule: messenger RNA, 688 nt
Organism: Drosophila pseudoobscura
Lineage: Eukaryota; Metazoa; Arthropoda; Insecta; Diptera; Drosophilidae
Gene: RpS15Aa
Product: Ribosomal protein S15Aa
Exons: 2
Coding region: 105-497 (130 amino acids)
Biological process (GO): translation
Cellular component (GO): ribosome; cytosolic small ribosomal subunit
Molecular function (GO): structural constituent of ribosome
Source: RefSeq, a predicted model, not a curated record